AACGGGAAUUGUUUUUUUUCCUCGUCUUCUCUUUCUCCUUACAAAUUGGAUUGUUAUCCAAUGCCAAAAUGUCCGUCCACUUUUAACUUAAUACUACCGUUUUCCCGGCUUCUUCAAUGGCGAUUUCUCUCCCCUCCUCCUAUGCCUCUCCGCUUUUCUCCCCGGAAUCACGUAACUCCAUUUCAGCAUCGUCGAUGCUAACUUCUCUUUCAUCACUGCGCUUACCGUCUCAGAUUCGCCGCUUCGGAAUCCGCCACGAGAGGCUUAACUCGCCGUUAUCGUCUCGCUUUGCCCGGCUCACUGUUAGCGCAAAGAAGCAAACGUUCAAUUCUUUUGAUGAUUUGUUAAAGAACUCUGAUAAACCUUUACUGGUAGACUUCUAUGCAACAUGGUGUGGUCCAUGCCAGCUUAUGGUACCUAUACUCAAUGAAGUGAGUGAAACUCUGAAAGAUAAGAUUGCAGUUGUGAAAAUAGAUACUGAGAAGUACCCAACUCUUGCUAACAAAUAUCAGAUUGAGGCUUUACCUACAUUCAUCUUAUUCAAAGAUGGAAAACUCUGGGACCGUUUCGAGGGUGCGUUGCCAGCGAACCAACUCGUUGAACGGAUCGAGAAUUCUUUGCAAGUGAAGCAGUAGAUAUGCAAAGUCAAGAAAAACUUGUCGUCUAUGAACAAACAAUCCGUUGUGACAAAGAUUCAUUGUUUAUUGAUUGCUCGGCACCUAUUCAUACAUGACAUCAUGAUAUGCAGAGAUAACUCCAUUUUCCUUGUUUUGAGUGACAAAUUCCUUAUGAUAUGCAGAUACUUUUCGGUCUCUACUCUGUUCAGUUUGUUGAAAGUUGUAAGUUAUUCAGUUUUUAUAUUUUUCUUAAACAUCGUAA
Molecule: messenger RNA, 879 nt
Organism: Eutrema salsugineum
Lineage: Eukaryota; Viridiplantae; Streptophyta; Magnoliopsida; Brassicales; Brassicaceae
Product: thioredoxin Y2, chloroplastic
Exons: 4
Coding region: 117-635 (172 amino acids)
Cellular component (GO): cytoplasm
Molecular function (GO): protein-disulfide reductase activity; oxidoreductase activity, acting on a sulfur group of donors, disulfide as acceptor
Source: RefSeq, a predicted model, not a curated record